Messenger RNA from Polypterus senegalus (gray bichir), 2423 nucleotides. RefSeq names its product double C2-like domain-containing protein alpha. The record is from RefSeq and is a predicted model, not a curated record. NCBI's taxonomy places the organism in Eukaryota, Metazoa, Chordata, Cladistia, Polypteriformes, Polypteridae. Gene Ontology annotation, cellular component: membrane. The coding region runs from base 277 to 1491 and encodes 404 amino acids. The transcript has 11 exons.
GAGAGAGAGAGAGAGAGAAGGGAGGAGGCCAGGCGGCCAGGCUUCACUCUUAAACACUCGCUCGCUCGCUCAGCUCCAGCACUGCACACAGCUUCCUCGCUCUCUCUCCCUCGCUCUCUCUCCCCCUCUCUCUCACUCUUCUCGCUUUGGGACAAGGCUGGACCCCCGAAUGCUCCGCCCCCUCCCCGGAGUCCUGCCUGCCUGACCUGGCUUAACUAGCAGGUCACUGCUCUCAUCCACCUGAGCUCUGGAAGAGUGGCUCCAUCACAGAGCUGGAUGACUGUGCGCCGCGGUAACAAACUCACCAUAUCGAUACAGGAGCACAUGGCCAUUGAUGUCUGUCCCGGUCCCAUCAGACCCAUCCGGCAGAUCUCCGAUUACUUCCCCCGCUACUCCCCCACCGGGCCUGGCCCACAGUCAGCAGAUGGAGGUCACUGCCCAGCAGAGGGCGCCCUGCAGCAGGAGAGCCCAGGGGUGAGAGAUGGCCGGCUAGGGGCCCAGCGUAGUCUGACGUCCUCGGCGGACACGUCGGCUGAAAUAGACAGCUGUGACAGUGAUGACUCGACAUCCUUGGGGACCCUGGAGUUCACCCUCCUAUAUGACAGGCACACGAGCUCCCUGCACUGCACCAUCAUCAAGGCCAAGGGGCUGAAGCCCAUGGACUUCAAUGGACUGGCUGACCCCUACGUCAAGCUGCACCUGCUGCCCGGCGCAUGUAAGGCCAACAAGCUGAAGACACGGACUGUGCGCAACACACUGAACCCCGUGUGGAACGAGAUGCUGACAUACGUGGGGAUCACCGAGGAGGACAUGAGCCGCAAGACCCUGAGGGUGUCGGUCUGUGAUGAGGACAAGCUGACCCACAACGAGUUCAUCGGCGAGUCUCGUGUUGCCCUCCGGAGACUGAAGCCCAAUCAGGAGAAGCACUUCAACAUCUGCCUGGAGCCCCAGGCACCGCUCUCAUCCCCUUCAGCAAUGUCCACCGCUCUCAGAGGGAUUUCCUGCUACCUAAAAGAGCUGGAGCAGGCUGAGGAGCGCCCCCUGGAGGAGAGGGGCCGGCUGCUACUCUCCCUGCAGUUUAGUACCCAGCGAGGUGGCCUCAUCGUUGGCAUUAUCCGCUGUGCCCACCUGGCAGCCAUGGAUGUGAAUGGCUUCUCAGAUCCUUAUGUGAAAACGUACUUGAAACCGGACACACAUAAGCGGUCCAAACACAAAACCGUGGUGAAGAAAAAGACCCUGAAUCCCGAGUUCAAUGAGGAAUUCUUCUACGAGAUCAGCCACGAUGAGCUGACCAGCAAGACCCUGGAAGUAACCGUGUGGGACUACGACCUCGGCAAGUCCAACGACUUUAUAGGCGGAGCGACUCUCGGUCUUAACGCCAAAGGUGACUGCCUUCGACAUUGGUUCGACUGCCUGAAGAACAAAGACCGCAAGGUAGAACAGUGGCACACGCUGACCAACGAGCUGCCGGGCUCCGCGUUCAGCGACUGACUGAAUGGCGAGCUGCGGACAGUGCCGGGGGCUCCUGCUUCUCUCGCUCUCGGUUAGUGAUGUGCCCAGUGGCACACUCGGAGAGCGAACGGCGACGGAUUGUCGGAUGUGGAAUUUAAAAAAGCAAACAACACAAAUAAACGCUACUCUGCCACACAUUUUUCCAAGAUAUUUUUUGGCCGUGGACGAAACAAAAUCUCAUCCGCGGGGAGAGCCGGGCAUUCAUCGGUAACAUGCAUUGGAAGAAAUUACGCUUGGAAGACUCCUAGAAUUUUUUUUCCUAGACAGCUACACACCACUUGGAGUUUAAAGAAGACAAGACGAGUGGAAUAUUCACCCAUGAAGCCGCUCGGGUCACCCCUGAGUCAUCAGCUUCUUCCAACUGGUGUGUCACUACCUUUAAAUGGCCACUCGUUGGCAGCAUCUCUCGCUAUCUCGUGGUCCAACACCGAAUGAGCGUCACAGCCCGGAAUAAUAAUUAAAAAACACAAACAAUACAAGAAAAGUCAUUCUGCUAAUGUGCGUCGUGUGUAGCUGCUAAGCGGUGCCGAGCCGCGCCGAGCCGAGCCGAGCCGAACGCUGACACGUGCUUCCAGACUUCUCUGUCGUCUCUUUGUGAAUUCGUGCCAAUCUGUGCGGAGGGCACCGCGCCGCAUGCACCUGCCUGGCCCGGGAGGGACGCCCCCUCUCCGGGGUCCUUUCUCUCGUGUUUGAGCGCUCCUCGUUCUAAAUGUUGUCCCAGUGCCUUUGCUACAAUUGUUCUGAUAACAGAUUCUUUAUUGUACUUUUUUAUUAUUGAUAUUAUUCUUGAUAUUCUCGUGUGCCUGUUGACCGUUUGUGAAUAUGCAAAUUACGAUCAGAGUCUUUCUAUGUAUGCUUUCCUUUUUUCCAGAAUGACUUCAUGUAUAAGAAUAAAUCGUACUGAUUGCUCA